Messenger RNA from Diachasma alloeum, 3859 nucleotides. RefSeq lists its product as uncharacterized. Gene Ontology annotation, cellular component: extracellular region. Gene Ontology annotation, molecular function: peptidase inhibitor activity. Bases 304 to 3645 code for a protein of 1113 amino acids. NCBI's taxonomy places the organism in Eukaryota, Metazoa, Arthropoda, Insecta, Hymenoptera, Braconidae. The record is from RefSeq and is a predicted model, not a curated record. The transcript has 4 exons.
ACCGCAGUCUGCACAAAAACGUUAGUACGCCCGGGAAGCCAUAGCCGAGCGCGAUUACAAUCGUCGUGUGCUCCGAGCGGGAGAGUAUAACUCGAAACUAUGAAAAUUUGAAUGAUAAAUUUUCAAUCAUCGCGUAGCUCUGCCAUGUUGUUGUCCUAAAUCGAAACAUAUCUGAUUGUGAAGUUCAAAGUCGACGUAAGAUGUGAACCAAGUAAACAAUCAACUGCUGAAUAGGAUAAUAUAAUCAUCUUGGUUUGAAGUUAUUUGAUAAACAAGUUCAGUAGAGAGGGUUAUAGUCUGACAAUGCGACCAAGUGUUAUCCUACCAGUGCUCGUGGUGUUUGUGUGCACUCGGGUUGUUAUUACAGAAGCCAAACUCCAGCAACAGGCAACAAUCGAUGUGACGGAGGAGGAUGAGGACGAUGACGAUUACGAUGAUGACUACUCGAAGCCGGAGAUUGAUGACGACGGGAGGAUCUACAAAAAUCCCCGAAACUCACCCUCAGCUAUGUGCCCUAGGGACGAGAGUCAGGCGAAGCUGCUUGGCCAGAAGUGUCUGAGAAAGUGCUCAACGGACGAGGACUGCAAGAGUUCGAAGAAGAAGUGUCGGUGUGACGGUAUCUGCGGUAUGUCAUGCCUCAAGCCGGAGAAAAUGUGUCCUACGUUGCCGGAGAUAUCGUACGGUAAAAUGACAGUUACGGGCAAUUUCUUCGGGGAUACUGUGCAUUACGAGUGUGAUCCGGAUUACUUUAUGGUGGGGCUUGCGGAGAGAAAUUGCCGGGGCGACGGCACUUGGAGUGGUACGGUGCCGGCUUGCAAGAAGGAUACCAAUUCCUUCUGCUCGGAGCCACCGAAGAUCGCUAAUGCUAAGAAUAGCGCACCACUGGAGCAGACGACAUUCGACCUGGAGAAUACUGUGCAGUACUACUGCGAUCACGGUUAUGAGACUAGGACGCUGUUCCAAAGCGCGAAAUGCUUGAUGAUGGAUGGAAAGGUCAGCUGGUUUGGACCGGACAUCGCAUGCAGCCCGAAGAACUGCGGCCCACCUCCGGAUAUACCGAACGGAUGGCACGCGGGUGAGUGUCAUACCUACAACUGUCGGGUUUCCUAUCACUGCGCUGAUGGCCAUGAACUGGUCGGCAGAGCGGAGAAAGUCUGCCUGGCUGACGGCACCUGGACACCGAAGGAUCUUCCUCAGUGCGUUCAAGUAACGGCCGUUCAGUGCCCAUUACCCGAUCAUCCGACCAAUGGAAAAGCCAUUUACACGUCCUACGCUUACAACGCAAUUGUCUCGUACGAGUGCAGAUAUGGAUACAUACUAGUGGGACAGGCGACGAGGAAGUGUCAGGCUGAUAGGAAAUGGUCGGGACAAGCUCCGAUGUGUAAAGAAAUAGACUGUGGCUCACCCGGAAUUCUGUACAACGGAUGGAUCGAGGGUAUUGAUGGGGGGACUGGUCUCGGGGCAAGUAUAAUCUUUCGUUGUGAGACUCACAUGAAGCUCGAGGGAAACACAUCUUCGGUGUGUCAGAAGGACGGCAAAUGGCGAUAUCCCUUGCCCCACUGUCUUGCACCGUGUAUAAUUCCACAGAUUGAGAAGGGUCACAUCACCGUUGAUCAUCACGAUACAUCGCCCGAUCACAUAAACAAUGUCACUGUUGUUGAGCACGGCGAGAAGCUCAGAGUCUUCUGCAUUCCAAAUUACGAGUUCGCUCAGAACAGCACACCAGUUGUCUGCAAUAAUGGGACCUGGAGCAUCAUUCCAACAUGUUCGCCAGCGAGAUGCAAGCAGCUGCCGAGGUCACCGAAGAACGGUAUGGUGAUCGCACCGAAGAUGAAUCACGGAAUGAAGGCUGUGUUCAAGUGUAAAGAUGGUUUUGUUCUGAUCGGUGGUCCUAAGAACGAUUCCUUCCAUGUGGAGUGUCACUACGGUACCUGGAUCGGUCACACUCCUCACUGUGAGGAGGUUUACUGCGCCUUUCCAGGAUACGUGCCCAACGGCAAGGUCCUCCUCGUGGGGAACAUGGGCGUCUACGACUACCGACCCUACGUCAAGAAGGUCCCUAACAACAAGCAAAUUAUGUACGACUGCGACAAGGGUUACGUCCUGAGUGAGGGUCCUCCCGGUGCAACUUGUGUCGGUGGCAAAUGGAGCCCAACAGAACUACCGGCAUGCCUACCAGGACAGCAUCCGCGAAUUCGAUGGAGCAGACGAAGAAGAUCUGUCGAUGAACUGCAGGCGUCAGUCAACUCAACGACAAAUUUCAAAAAGUUCAUUGAAUUCUUUCGGCGAGUUGGCAAGAAGUUGCUGCACAUGGAAUUGGAUAAAGCACAAGAAGCCGAACGACGGGAAUUGGAAGCUGAGGAGGUCGGUAACUUUACAGCUAUUCCCUUGGGGUUAGUUGAUAAUAAACCCCAGAAUAGCUCGGAUAAACUUGAUAUCAAGAUUCAUUCGAUAAAUUCCAGCGGUACUAUGGAUAACCUGUUUGUUAGGAAGAAGCAUUCAUCCCACCGUAAUAAAUCACGCUCCAAGGAUGAUAAGAUGAUAGACUUCCUGAAGAUUGUUUAUCGUAAACUCAAACGCAUUGAUUCGAGGAGAAACAACACCGGUGUUAAUACAACCAUGCACGAACUACUCAAUCUCAUGACCAAAAACUUCUUCCACGUUGAUCUUGCCGAGUCUCGUCGUAACAAUACAAAUCGCAAUCACGAUAGCUUUGAAAUCCGCAAUCAACGGGAAUUCACUAAAUUAAAACGUGAAUUCGAGAGGAUAAUGAAGUUUUACAACAAAUCACUGAGGUGGAGUGAGAAACAGAGUAGAAAAGACUCGAAGCGACGAAAGACUGAACACAGUGAUGAUAAUAAAGUUUCCAAAGACAAGAAGCGAAAGAAGGGAGCUAGGUCCAAAAGCUAUUACCGCGGUUUCUACGAGUUUAUCAAUGGCUAUGUCAACGAAAAAUUAUCAAUUUUGGAAUCGCAGAAUGGAACUGACGAGCUCAUGAGAAAAAUGAACAUUGACAAGUUCACCGUGCGCAACGGCACAACAUUCACUGUCGGCGAAAUAUACGCGUUCUUCAAACAUAUCAUAGAUAAUAAAUUGCAUUCGGAGGAUGUAGUGACAAUGCCGGAGUCACCUUCAUCGUCAUCAGUAUCAUCCAUCACUCCGGGGACAAAUGAUAAUCAAACAACUUCAUCAACUGCAACAUCAUCAACCACAGAGUUUCAUCUGGAUAACGAGAUACCGAACUCGGGAAACAAAAGCGAGAUAGCUAAGCACCGCACCAAGAGAAUAAGAAAUGCCAGUGAGCAAACAACAAGUGUACCCCAUCAAAAUCGCAAACUCCUGUCAGUAAAUUCACCGUUGAGCAGCUCAAAGGCAUCAUCGUCGCGCACUAGUACCACUCAAUUAUCAAAAUCAAAGCAAUUUACACUGAAUGGUCUCGAUGCACAGCAGCAGAGCCGGACAAAGAGAUUUCUACCACCAUCUGAGUUGGAUAAUCAAAUUUUUCUUAAGAAUCUUUAUCUCAAUGCUUACGAGGAUGAGUACAGGGCCAAUGUUCGUCGUUCGAUUACACAGGACAGUGGACGCACUAAUUGGACAGCUCUGAGACGUCGCAAGGGCAAUCUCGGUUAUUAUUCGAUCAAGUGAGGGGAAUAAUUUAUUUGUGAUAUUAUGAAGAAAAAUCAACAAAAUAAUUCAAAAAACAAUUUAUUAAAACAUUUACCAAUUAUCGAAUGAAAAUGAAUGAUUUUAGGUGACUAUACACAAUAUUAUACAAUAGUUGAUGGUUAAUCCUUUCACCUUCCAACACUGUAAUGUGUAUAACUGCUUUUUUGAAUAAAAAUGGAAAGUAAAUGAGAGA